AUGACAGAUAUCACAUAUCUCUGUCAGAUAGGGGAAUGGAAUGUCAUCUGGAAAAAUAUUUUUGUGAAUCAGAAAGAAAUAUGGAAGGAACUUCACAGCAUUAUGCAAGACUUGAUUGCCAUGCGACGCACAUUGCUAGCAGAUACAUACACACAGGACCAGAAACAAGACUUAAAAAUGAAAAUUGCCCAAAAAAUCGACUGGGGAAACAAGAAUUUGUCAUUGGAUUUGGUUCCAAGAUUGAAUGGAGAACAGGUGGAUGCUGACAAAAUCAGCAUUGUCCAACUGUAUCGAAUUCACAAAGACAGUGAAAAUUAUAUGGUCCGCAGAAAGGUUCAUGGCAGCGAUCAUCUGAGCAAUGAAUUCAAGUCUCUUUCUAUAACCAAUCUGCUGGUAAAUUUCAAGAGUUUUCCUUGUUCUGUCAAUGAAGAUCUUGAGCUUUACUUUUCCAUUUAUGAUGCCAAAGAUUCCAAAUUUAUCAGUGAGCGCUUUCUUGUAAAAUUAACACACCAAGGAAUGCCAAAAACUAUGGAGAAACUAAACAACUGUUAUGGCUUAUUCACUGACCUCAGUUCAAAUGACAUGGAGAAAGAUUUAUGGCUUGUCAUUCAGAUAUACAGAAUAGGAAAAAUGUUGAUAAAUGAAACCUCUAAGAAAGCAAUGAACCAAAAGUUUAAACGGCCCUAUGGUGUUGCAGCUUGUUCGUUCAGGGAUAUUAAUCAAAGCAGUUUUAUACAUGAAGAGAAAGAAAUCUCGCUUAAAGUUACAAGUUGUGUUGACAAAGAAGAGUUGUUUAUAAACCUUCAUGAAAAUAUUAUCAAGAAAGCUUCACCUCGUUUUUCCUCAUCAUCGGAAAAAGCCAACUUAGUUUUCAUUGUUUUCCUUUUUUUUUUUUUUUUUUUUUUUUUUUUUGAAUCUACCUCUUUUUCUUACCUCUAUCCCUGCCUCUUUCUUCUCUCUCUCUCUUUCUUCCUUUCCGUCAUUCCUCCAUUUCUCUUCUCUCUCUUUUUCCCUUACCUCAGUCUCUACUAUCUUUUCUCUAUUUCUUCUUUACCUUCAUUCCCCCAUUUCUCCUCUCUCUCACCUCCAUCCUCACCAUCUUUAUUUGCUCACCUUCAUUCCUUCGUUUCUCCUUUCUCUCACCUCCAUUUCUGCUAUCUUUCUUUUCUAUCUCUAUUCUUUACUUUCAUUACUGAGUUUCUCCUCUUUUCUUUUCCUUAUCUCUUUUUCCACAACUUAUCUUUUCUUUCUCUAUUCUACCAUUUCUACCCCCUCACUCUCUCCUUUACCUCUAUUCUUGUUUCUCCUCUUUUAACUCCAUCCAUUUUGCCUUCAUUCCCUCUUCUCUCUCUCUUACCUUCAUUCUCCCAUAUCUCCUCUCUUUUCCAUACCUACAUUCUCUCUCUCUCUUUACUGCUGCUCUCUUUCUUUUUCUAUCCUUUUCCUCUUUCUCUUUUUAUCUUUAUCUAUUACGCCUUUCCCCUGCUCCUCUCUCUCUUUGUUUCUUGUUACCCACUUCUCUAUUUACUUACCUUCUCUUGUCCUAAUUAUUUCUCUCCUUUGCAUGAAUCUUUUGUAUCUCCUCCUUGCUAUUCAUAUUUCCUUGAAUUUUCCUAUGGAAGCAGCUGCCUCCGCAGCUCAAAGCAAACUACUUUUCUAUAUGGACAGAUUCCAAUCAGACUGACGACAAAAGGAGCUGGCUACCUUUUUCCCAUCUGCCUUUUCUUCGUAGAAUACUAUUCAGGUCUUCAUAUUGGUCUUCAGAUUAUGUUUGGCGACUUAAUGUCACUCAAGGCUGUACAUCCAGUCUUGUUCAACAAAGGUGUGGACCUUGUGCAGAAAUGUAUGUUUCCAGAAUCAUUGCUGCCUGGUGAAGUUCGGAAUGACUUGUACAUUGUUCUCAACUGUGGAGACUUUGAAAGAGGCAACAAAAAAGCAGCAAAGAAUGUAGAGGUGGAGAUGACAGCAUUUGACAGUGAUGGAAACAUAAUUCAUGAUUGUAUCUAUGGUGGAAUUAGUGAGCCUCCUACAACCAGCUACCUUUCCACUGUGUUCUAUCACAACAAUAAUCCGCGAUGGAUGGAAACUAUUAAGUUCUGCUUGCCCAUUGAGAAAUUCACUGGUGCCCACAUACGCUUGGAUCUUCGGCACUGUUCCACUCGGGACAAAGGGGAGAAGAAGCUGUUUGGGUUCACGUUUUUGAAAAUAACGAGCAGUGAUAUUACUCUCAUGGACAAUGCUCAUACUUUGUGUAUAUACAAAUGUGACUCUUUAUCACAACUCAAAAAUUCCUCUUACAUCAAUUUGCCCUGUACAACUUCUGAAUUAAAUAACCCCAUUUCAUCAGCCCUGCAGACUGGAGGACCACAUUUUCAACGGAGUGCACGAGAAUAUAUAGAAGUCACUUCCUGUCUCUGCUCAACAAAAUUCACACAAAAUAGAGAUCUCCUUGAAAUCUUACAAUGGCGGACAAAGAGACACAAGAUUUCUUCCAGUUUGGAAAAGCUAGCAAGUAUACAGGAUAUCGACAUAGUGCGAUACCUUCAUGAUAUCCUUGAUACACUCUUCGACAUGUUCAUAUCUGACUCUGCACAACCAGUUUCCUAUGCUCAAAAUGUUUUUGAAGCUCUUAUUCAUGUUUUCCAUUUGCUUACAGAACGUAAAUUCAAACACUAUGUGCCUGGCUUCCAGUCUUACCUUUAUGAGACGUUUUCCUCAUCUCUUGUGUACAGAGACUUACUAUUUUGUUUGGGUCAAAGUAUAACCAAAGUGAUUGAUGGCAGCACGGAUAAAAUCCUAAAGCAAAUGUUCAAAGUAUUUGAUUAUUUGUUCCAGUUUAUUGUACAAUCAAAUGUGCUGUUUGUCAGGACUUAUACCUCAAGCGAUGCAAUCGAUUUUUCAGAACUCAUUGGCAAUGCAUUUAAAAAGAUGGGAAAAUUAGUAUCACUUAGUAACCCUUCAUUACAUAGCAGUCAGGUUUUGCUACUGACUCACCUGCCCAGCAUCUAUCAUUCCCUUUUGAAGCUGGUGUCCUGUCAAGUUAUCACGCAACAUGUUGCCAACAUUGUUAAUGAAAUGCCAAAAGAACUUUCAGAAUCCCUUCUAAAUGCCAAGCUACAACUUCUUCAUGAUACUGUAAACACAGAACUGAUAGCUGAUAAAGAAUCACGUCGUAUACUGCUGAAUCUGUGCAUGUCACAAAUCAAACGAUGUUUUAUUCAUAAAAAAGCUUUGCAGUUGGCCAUCACAGUCCUUGAAGAUAUCCUCAAAUACCUUUACACCUUGAAAAUGGGAUCGUUAGUAAGUUGUCUGGUUGAAAUGCUACGACUUAUGGAUGACCAACAUUACACAUCACUUUUUCAAGCAUACACAAAUAAGGCACCAUUGAAGGAUUUUUUAGUGCGGGUAUUACUGACAUUCCUUGAACUGAUCAAACCAGGCAACUUUCCUUCUGAUUGGUCCGUCAUGAGAAUGGUGAUGAACAAUGUCAUUCUCACUUCUAUCCAUUAUUUUGCCCGAGCAUUGUCGGACCACUUCCUGCAAGCAGAUGACUUUGAUUAUCAGCUCUGGAAUAAUUAUUUCAAUCUAGCAGUAGCAUUCAUCACUCAGCCUAGUCUUCAAUUAGAAAAUUUUUCUGUUGCCAAAAGGCAGAAAAUCAAGGAAAGAUACCAAGACAUGCGAGUUCUUUUGGGCUUCCAGAUGCAAACUUUAUGGCAGGAAUUAGGGCAGCACAAGUUAUGCUUCAUUCCCUGUAUGAUUGGACCAUUCCUGGAAGUAACUCUUGUACCAGAAACAGAACUGCGCAAAGCAACUUUACCAAUUUUAUAUGAUAUGAUGGAAUGUGAACAGAAGAUUCCUGAAGAAUUAAAAACCGUGGAGAAUGAAAUCAUAGAAAAACUGGAUAUUUUUAUUACAGAUGAUAAAGGAGACACUGAAUACAAAGAACUCUUCCAUGACAUACUUUUGGAAAAAGUACAAGCAGAACCAACCUUACGUGAGAAUGGCACUUAUUUCAUCCAAUCAGUCACUGACCUGUUGGAGCGACUUCUUGAUUACAGGAAAUUUAUUGAUAAAGAAGAGAAUCGAGACAAACGGAUGCAAUGUACUUACAAUAUUCUGAAUUUUUACCACACUGGAAUCAAGAAGGAAGAAAUGUAUAUUCGGUAUAUCAAUAAAUUAUAUGAGUUGCAUUUAUCAACAGACAGCUAUGUGGAAGCUGGUCUCACUCUUCGCCUUUAUUCUGAACUUUUGGAUUGGAAUGAUUCUAUAUUGGCAUCAGAGAUGAGGUAUCAUGCUCAACAGGAAUGGGAACGCAAAGAGAAACUUUACUUAGAAAUUAUUGACUGUUUUGACAGGGGCAAGGUCUGGGAAUAUGGUAUCCCACUUUGCAAAGAGCUGGCCUCUUUGUAUGAAUCAAAACUUUAUAACUACCAAGAACUGAGUAAAAUUCUGCAAAAAGAAGCAAAAUUCUUUGAAAAUAUCCUUGAAGGGCCAUUUUUAAGACAAGAUCCUUGUUAUUAUCGAGUUGCAUAUUAUGGCAACAGUUUUCCUAAAUUUGUGCAGAAUAAGGUAUUUGUUUAUCGUGGUGAUGAGUGCUUAAAACUGCAGACCAUCAUGACCCACUUGACCACUGAAUAUCCGCUGGCUACAAUUCUGAAUCAUAAUAACCCACCUGAUGACUUAAUGAAACAAGGAGAACAACAAUACAUUCAAAUCAGCUGUGUGAAGCCAGUGGAAAACCAAAGAGUGGAAUUGGACAAUUCCAAUGUUCCUCGAGAAAUUAAAUUCUUCUACCAAGUUAAUGAAGUUGAUACGUUCUUAUUUGAUCGACCAUAUCAUCGAGGAGAUCGCGACAAAAACAAUGAAUUCAAGACUUUGUGUAUAGAGCGAUCCAUUUUGAAAACCACACACAAGCUGCCUGGAAUUCUUCGUUGGUAUGAAGUGGACAAUGUUAAUGUACAGUUCUUGACUCCAAUUGAAGUGGCCAUUGAUAUGAUGAAGCAAGCUACUAAAGAUUUAAUUAUACAGACAGAAAAGUGUCGAAUCAGUCCCAAGACUGAAAUUCCAUUCCUUUCUCUAAAAUUGAAUGGAAUGAUCAGUGCCUGUGUGAAUGGAGGAGUUGCCAAAUACCAAGAGGCAUUUUUCAGCCCCGAGUAUUCUUCAAAAUAUUCCAGUGAACUUCAUUUCCUGGAAGAGUUAAAGAAUGUGAUGAUGGAACAAAUGCAUGCCUUAGAAGCUUCUUUGGAAUUGCACGGGAAAGAGACUAAUGAAGAAAUGCAGCCUCUCCACAAACAAAUGGAAGACCAACUCUGCAUCACAAAACGAGAUAUUCUACAGCUCUCCAAAAUGCAACUAAAACGCCUUUUAAUAAAAUAUCCACCUCAUCGGCAUGAACAGGCAGAGGAUCGACCAGGCACUCCAAGCACAGGAUCUGUGCAUUCCAAUAGCAGUAAUCGAUCAUCUACAUUAUCAACUGACACAGGUUUCCAUGAUGAAGACAAUCCAAGUAACUACUAUUCCGAUGUUAAAGAGAUUGUUAUCAAAUCAAAUUCUCAGGCUUGCCAGGUACCAAGUGAACCAACAAAAACAACUUCAUCCUAUGACAUCUUAAGUGGGUGUAAAGAUAAUGCAACUCCACAAAAUCCCUACAGCAAUCCAAAAUCAGGAACAAGUGCUAGUAGCAGAAAAUGUUCCACACCUGAAUUCCAGCGUAGACCUCCUCCGCCUUUACCACAACGCCUUCAAUUAGGGGAAGAUUCUAAAACAAAACAACCUGUAAAUGGCGCAUCAAGGCCACCAGUUCCUCCCAAAACACCAAAGACUCCUGUAUCUCGAAUGGAAGAUGAACCUUUCUUCUUAUCAUCUGCUGAGCUGCCUAGUGUAAAGCCAAGGCCAACAAUCCCAAUCACCCCAGCACCCCCUUUGCCUCCACGUAAGGCAUCAGUGUCUCCAACAGUGGCCAAAACAGUGCAGGAAUUUCGUCAAUUAGAUGAGAGUGAAAAUGGAAAGCAGGAAAAACCACCACCACUUCCGAAACGAUUAAGUUACAAAUAG
Acanthosepion pharaonis is the source of this 6054-nucleotide messenger RNA. Lineage: Eukaryota; Metazoa; Mollusca; Cephalopoda; Sepiida; Sepiidae. The record is from the annotation of a GenBank genome assembly.